AUGUCAAACAUCGAUGAUGACGAUACUGAUUAUUAUUCACAAAACAACAAAAAUAAUGAUUCUUCAGAUUCGUUACCCAGUUUACCAUCAUUUUCAUCAACAUCAAAAUCAACAUCAUUGAUAGCGGAAGAGGAGAAAGUAAAACAAAAAAACAGCACAAUAAACGGAUACAGCUCUUCCUCGUCAUUUACAAAACAAAAAGGUUAG
Ambispora leptoticha is the source of this 207-nucleotide messenger RNA. The record is from the annotation of a GenBank genome assembly. NCBI's taxonomy places the organism in Eukaryota, Fungi, Glomeromycota, Glomeromycetes, Archaeosporales, Ambisporaceae.